Messenger RNA from Colletotrichum aenigma, 1386 nucleotides. It is a transcript of the gene Traf5, whose product is annotated as TNF receptor-associated factor 5. The transcript has 2 exons. NCBI's taxonomy places the organism in Eukaryota, Fungi, Ascomycota, Sordariomycetes, Glomerellales, Glomerellaceae. The coding region runs from base 1 to 1386 and encodes 461 amino acids. The record is from RefSeq and is a predicted model, not a curated record. Gene Ontology annotation, molecular function: zinc ion binding.
AUGUCGCAACAACCAAUACAGCCGCCGUUCGCCGCCCCCGAGGACGAUGCCGCCAUCACCCAUCUCGUCCACAAUCUCGUCGAGGAGGCUGUCCGAUCUGUCGAGGACGUUCCAAUGCCGUUUACGCCGCGAGCCCCCACUCAAUGGCCUGUCGAGGAAUUGGCCGUGCGAGAAGCCAUACGACACUCCCUCAGUCCCGACAACGUCAAGGAGCUUGUCGAUUUCUCCGCCUUGAUGUACGUCGAAGAGCCCGAUGAUAACCUCGUCUGUCCCAUCUGCAAACUCCCCGUCAUCACCCCGGUCAUCACGCCCUGCGACCACACCUUCUGCCUCGAAUGCCUGAAGCGCCAUUUCUUCUCCGCCGACACCUGCCCCGUCGACCGGACCAGGUUCCGAGCCAAGGACUGCAAGACGUCGAGGCUCUUGACAAACAUGCUCGACAGCCUCGUCGUCAACUGCCCCAAUGCCGAGAGGGGAUGCGACGAGACGAUGAAACGCGAGGAGGUGGUCAGGCACGCGAUGGGCUGUCGCUACACGUUGCAAGACUGUCCGGAAAAGACGUGCGAUAGGAGGGUGGAGCAGUGGAUAGCGGCCUCCGAAAAAUGCUGGCACUUUGAGCAGGCGUGCGAGUACUGCGAGGAGAAGAUGGAGGCGGCGUCCAUGGCGGACCACGUCAUCAGAGAUUGCCCGAAGAAUACCACGGCCUGCGCCGACUGCGGGGAGAAGAUCAGGGUGUCGGAAUUGAAGCAGCAUCUCGCAGAUCAGUGCCCCGAGGCGACUGCCGCGUGCAAAUACGGCGACUACGGCUGCAACCACGAGGCGAUUCGCAAAACACUUGCUGCUCACGAGGAUGAAUGCAUCUACAAGGUUGUCGCUGUCGUCGGAGAAAAGGUCAGGAAUCAAGAGAAGCAGAUUGAAAAACUCCAGAAAGUGAAGGAGGAACAAGAGCGACAGAUUCUGGAACUCAAGGAUGAGAGGCGGGACUGCAUGUCGUGGGACGACGUGUUUAACCUGAACAACGUCCAGGGCGGGCCCAAGUUAAAACCUACCGAAGCAGUCAUGAGCAUCUACGAAGACAUGGAGCGUCGGAUGGAAGAACUUAGAAAGGACUUCACCGAUCUCGAGGGUCGACAGACGGUCAUGGUACUGAACCACGUCAUACCUAUCAAAGAAAAUAUGUCGGAACUCAGAAGCACCUUGGGGAUACUCAAGAUGCACAUGGCUUGGCUUAUGAAUAAGAGCCGGGAGGAGGUUGAGCGCAGUCGGCUGGCAAACCGGACUGCCAGCGGGACGAGUCGCACGAGAGGCAGUUCGGACAGCGACGGAGAGGCGUCGUCGUCGUCGAGGAGGUUGAGUGACGGGUCGAACGGUAUACCCCGCCUGUAG